UGCAUUCACUAAUCAUUCCAAAUGGCUUCCAAUGCAAUUUUAUUUAUCACAUUAGCAUUGAUCAAUUCAAUUUGCAUUUCCUUGGCCUUCGACCCUCUUCCUCUUCAAGAUUUCUGCGUCACAAAUCCUUUGGGAAUCGCAGGAAAAUGCAAGGACCCUAGAUUUGUUACCGCCAACGACUUCUUCAUGAGCGGUCUAGAUCGGCCCGGGCCCUUUAACUCGUACGGUGUUGCCCCCGUCUUUGCAUCCGCAACCACAACACCCGGGUUUAACACUAUGGGGCAGACAUUUCUACGCUCGGAGUUUGCACCGAAUGGGUUCUUGCCGCCCCACACGCACCCUAGAGCCUCGGAGGUCAUAUACGUCGUGGAAGGUUCGAUGGAAGUCGGAUUCGUAACCUCGUACCCGGACUACAAAUAUUACAGCAAAGUCCUUAACAAAGGUGACGUCACCAUCAUCCCCUUCGGCCUCGUCCACACCGUGCGGAACGUGGCCGGAGGGAAGAGUGUCAUAACGGCCUCCUUCAAUAGCCAGAAUCCGGGAUUUAUUUUCGUCCCCGACUCUGUUUUCGCGGCCAAGCCGGCCAUCAACAGCACUUAUCUAGCCGGAGCGUUUAAGCUGGACGAAAAAACUGUCAAAGAUUUGCAGACUAAAAUGUGGUAUAUGUAAUCCUUGUAUGUUACUUCACCAUGUAUGGUGAUAAACAGCUUCAAUUUCUCAACCAGCACAAUAAUAAAUAAAUAAUACUAAUAAUAAUUCUCUUUGGAGUAAAACGAUA
This is a messenger RNA of Salvia hispanica, 778 nucleotides long. RefSeq names its product germin-like protein subfamily 1 member 11. NCBI's taxonomy places the organism in Eukaryota, Viridiplantae, Streptophyta, Magnoliopsida, Lamiales, Lamiaceae. Gene Ontology annotation, molecular function: manganese ion binding. The record is from RefSeq and is a predicted model, not a curated record.